Heteronotia binoei (common prickly gecko) is the source of this 6408-nucleotide messenger RNA. It is a transcript of the gene ESYT1, whose product is annotated as extended synaptotagmin 1. The coding region runs from base 1 to 3300 and encodes 1099 amino acids. Gene Ontology annotation, biological process: lipid transport. The record is from RefSeq and is a predicted model, not a curated record. Gene Ontology annotation, molecular function: lipid binding. The transcript has 31 exons. NCBI's taxonomy places the organism in Eukaryota, Metazoa, Chordata, Lepidosauria, Squamata, Gekkonidae.
AUGGAGCAGGGCUCGGCGCAGGAAGCUGCUGCAGCUCCGGAGCCUCCGGGCCCGGGGGCCGUCCCUUCCUCGGUCCCGGGCUCCCGCUCUCGUGGCCUGGGGGGCAUCGGCUCGGCAGAAGCGCUGGCGGCGCUGGGCGCGGUGGGGCGGCGGCUGCUGUGGCUGCUCCCCGUGUACCUGGCGGGCCGGGCGGGGCUGAGCCUGGGCUUCGUGGUGGCCGGCGUGGCCCUCUACAUGGGCUGGAAGAGCCGGCGGCUGGGCAAGGAGCGGUCGCUGCGGAUGGCUGGGCUGCUGCUGAGCGACGAGGAAGGGGCGGUGAACGCCGUGGGGCUGGGCCAGAACCCGGGGAAGAGCGAUCUGCCCGCGUGGGUAACUUUCCAUGAUGUUGAGAAAGUUGAAUGGCUCAACAAGAUUCUGAUCCAGGCAUGGCCCUUCUUUGGCCAGUACAUGGAGAAACUGCUAGUGGAGAACAUCACGCCAAGCAUCCGGGCCUCCAACAACCAUUUGCAGACCUUCACCUUCAGCAAAGUUGACAUGGGAGCAAAGCCACUCAAAAUCCUUGGAGUGAAGGUUCACACUGGCAUGAACAAGAAGCGGAUCUUGCUGGACCUAACAGUCAGUUAUGUUGGUGACGUUCAGAUUGACGUGGAAGUGAAGAAGUAUUUCUGUAAAGCUGGGGUGAAGGGCAUGCAGCUGCAUGGGAUGCUGCGGGUCAUCCUGGAACCUCUCAUUGGUGAUGUCCCAAUUGUUGGUGCAAUCACUGUGUUUUUCAUUCGCCGGCCAACUCUGGAUAUCAACUGGACUGGAUUUACCAACCUCUUGGACAUCCCUGGGCUGAGCUCAGUUUCUGACACAAUGAUCAUGGACUCCAUUGCCUCUUUCUUGGUUCUGCCCAACCGCUUGCUCAUCCCAUUGAUCCCUGAUCUGCAUGAAGCAGCCGAGCUCCGCUCUCCAGUACCCAGGGGUGUUGUCCGUGUGCAUCUGGUAGAGGCCAAAGACCUGCAGUCUAAGGAUAAAUAUAUCAAAGGGAUGAUUGAGGGCAAGUCAGAUCCAUAUGCUGUUGUGCGUGUGGGCACCCAGGUCUUUACCAGCAAAGUCAUCGAUGAAAAUCUCAACCCCACAUGGAAUGAGAUGUAUGAGUUCAUUGUACAUGAGGUACCAGGACAGGAGCUGGAGGUGGAGCUGUUCGACAAGGACCCUGACCAGGACGACUUCUUGGGCAGGAUGAAGCUGGAUCUUGGGGAGGUGUUCAGGGCUCAUGCGCUAGAGGAGUGGUUCCCCUUGCAAGAUGGUGGCCGGGCACGUGUACAUCUGCGCCUGGAGUGGCUGACACUUAUGUCAGAUUCCUCCAAGCUCGAUCAGGUUCUUCAGAGGAACAAAACUAUCUCCUCCAAGCCAGAGCCUCCAUCAGCUGCCAUCUUGGUUGUCUAUCUGGACAAGGCACAAGAGCUCCCAUUGAAGAAAUCCAGCAAGGAACCCAAUCCUAUAGUACAACUCUCUAUCCAAGACGUCACUCGUGAGAGCAGGGUUGUCUACAACACCGUCUCCCCCGUCUGGGAUGAUGCCUUCCGUUUCUUCCUGCAAAACCCAGCCAAAGAGGAUAUUGAUAUACAGGUCAAAGAUGACAACCGUCAGACUACACUGGGCUCCCUCACUAUCCCCCUAUCCCGCUUGUUGAGUGCCGAUGAGCUGACCCUUGACCAAGGGUUCCAGCUGGAGAACUCUGGACCCAACAGCCGCAUCUACAUGAAACUCAUUAUGCGGGUCUUAUAUCUUGAUGCCCCUGAAGGUUGCUUCACCCCCCGGCCAUGUCCUCCAGGACAUCUGAAUGUUACCGAGAGUGCCUAUGUUGGCAGCAGCGUUGACAAGACUCCUCGGCCUCUCACAGCCAGCCCAGAUGCUCAGUUUGGCACUGAGAAUGUGAUUCGUAUUCAUCUUCUGGAGGCUGAGAACCUCAUUGCCAAGGAUAACUUCAUGGGUGGGAUGAUCAAGGGCAAGUCAGACCCUUAUGUCAAAGUGCGCUUAGGUGGCCUGAAGUUCCGCAGCCGUGUCAUCAAAGAGGAGCUGAAUCCCCGCUGGAGCGAGAUCUAUGAGGUCAUAGUGAAUGAUGUCCCAGGCCAGGAGGUGGAGUUUGAUGUGUAUGACAAAGAUGUUGACAAAGAUGACUUCCUGGGAAGGUGUAAGAUCCCUCUGAGACAAGCACUAGCCUGCAAGUUUGUUGAUGAGUGGCUCCCCUUAGAAGAUGUGAAAUCAGGACGGCUCCACGUGAAGCUGGAGUGCCUGCCACCCAUACCCAGUGCUGCUGAGCUGGAGCAGGUACUGCUGGUGAACAGUUUGAUCCAGACACCAAAGAACGAGGAACUGUCAUCUGCCUUACUGUCUGUCUUCCUUGAUAGGGCAGCUGAGUUGCCACUGAAGAAGGGCUCAAAACCCCCAAACCCAUAUGUCAGUCUCUCUGUCCGUGGCAUCUCUUAUAAGACUAAGGUUGCCUCUCAGACAACAGAUCCAAUGUGGGAUGAAGCUUUCUCCUUCCUUAUUAAGAGGCCCCAUGCAGAGUCUUUGGAACUGCAGGUGAAAGAGGAUGGGCACAUCAUGGGUAUGCUAUCACUUCCACUCUCGCAGUUGCUGGCAGCAGAGGGGCUCGUCCUUGACCAGUGGUUCCCACUCAGUAACUCUGGUGCUGGCAGCCAGAUCCUAAUGCGAGUGCAGCUUGGGCUUCUUGUCUCUCAACACUCUGGUGUGGAGGCCCUGAAUAAUGUGGCAGGCGAAGAGAAUGGAGAGAACUCCCAGAAGGGAUCUGAGACAGAGCUGUGUAUCAGGGAGGAUGGAGACUCUGGUUCCACACAGGAGCUGCGCCAGCGCAUGCCGCAUGCCCACAGCAGCAACUCAGAACUGUCGGACUCACCCCUGGGCCAGCUUCGCCUGACUGUUUGGUACAACAUGGAUGCGCGCAAACUUGUUGCUGUUGUGCAUGCCUGCAGGAACCUAAAGUCAAGCACCAAGGAUUUUCCUGACCUAUAUGUCUCUCUCAUCCUUCUGCCUGACAAAUCCCGUGUUACCAAGAGAAAGACCACUCUCCGAAAGAAGACUCUUAAUCCUGAGUUCAAUGAAAAGUUUGAGUGGGAUAUACCCUUGGAAGAAGCCCACCGAAGGAAGCUGGAGGCUUACAUUAAAAAUGGCGCCUCUUUCAUGUCACGACCAGAGCCAAUUGGAAAGGUGCACCUUGACCUUUCACAGAUGGACCUGACUCAAGGUGCUGCCCAGUGGUACGACUUAAAAGAUGAUAAGAGCAGCACCUAGUUGCCCCAGUGCCUCCUUUCUGAAACUUCACUAUCCAGGGAGUUGAAGAGCUGGCAUGAACAUCUCUACCAUCCUUCACUGCUGGAUUCUAAGCUCACCCCCACCAGACAGGCUUUUCAGUGUUUUGCUUUUAAGCAAUCCUGGCAUUACAUUUUUAGAAUCUUCUUUUCAAUGCGAAGCCAGUAGGGGCUGAGAAGGGACCCAUAGGCGAUCUUUGAAGGAGGUGGGCAGAUUUGCAUCCUGCAUUCACCCUAUGUGCUUCUUUCAACACAGCAAACCACAUUUUGCCUUUUUUCUUGACCAAAGAAGAGAGACUUUUCUUUCAUCCUUCCAUUGAAGACAAAGGUCCUUACAGGCUUGCUGUGAGUUGACUCUUUCAGUAGCCACCAGAGAGUCUACUAAGUGGGCCUUGGGGCUGUGUGUGCUAGCUAGAAAGGUUUAAGAAUACCAACACAGAGGGACCAAAUAUUUCCCCACACUAAUAGUGGGCAAAUAACCAACUGACUUCCUAUGAAACAAAGGGUUCCAUGCCUGAGCAGAGUUGCUGAUAUCCCCAAAGGGGACCAAGUAGCAGCUUUUAUCUAGAAAGGGAACAUUGUUCAGCCUGUGCAAGCAACAGGGAUUUUGACCUAGCCCUCAUGUUAAUAUGGUUUGAAACUGACACUGGGUCAUUUUUGAACCAAAGUUUUAAGAAAGCGGGGGUGCAAUGGCCAAGUACUUUUUAUUUGCAGUGUGUUUUUAUAUUCCCCUCCCCCCUGCAGUUUGUGUGCUCCAUGGCUCUAAUUCUUAUGUAUUUCGCUAAGGCCUCAGUGUUGCAGUGCCCAUGCUCCCAGCAGCAGCUCACUCUGACCUCACUAUCCAUACCUGCUCUUUCUGUUUCUGACUCCUGUAAAAAGAGUUGGUCUGUUUGACUUCUUGUCUCACUGCAUACUGUGCUCUGCUGCCGCUGUCUGCAGUAUUGUAUUUGUGCCAUGUUCAGUUUUGGGGGGAUUUUUAAAGAUGAAUGUUGCCUGGUGCCUUCUUGCACCCAAGUCCUAGAGCUGGCGAGUUGGGUGGAAACCUCUUCCUCCUCACCCUUUUGCACCAAGUUGUAGGACUGUGUGCAUUCUGUAGCAAGGGAAUUCUGAUUUAAAUUCAGAUAUGCAGAUAAUUUAUCUAACUGUAUGUGAAUUCACUUGCAAUACUUAUGUUUUGACUGACUUUGACUAUAUUGUACAAGUUGACUGGAAGGAAACUUAUGGGAGGUUGUGGGGAAAGGAGAUUUGCUUUGAGGAUCCAAAGAUCGCAAUGUUAUUAUGAGGCCAGGGUUGCUUAAACAGUAGGAUCAUCUAGCUGCUAUCAUUGCUUUGCUACAAUCAACUAGAAACAAAAUUGAUGCAGCAGAUCGGCAGAUACUCUAGUGCUAUUUUUCCUCAUAAAAAUCCAGCCAUACCCAUUCUCAAAAUAAAGGUUGUACUAUACACUUAUUCAAGAGGAAGACCCAUAUGUGCAACUGUCCCUUUAAUCAGUAGUUUUUACCUGAUUCUUUCAAAGCAAUCUGUUUUUUGGCUUCUUCCUCUAACUAAUUUAUUCCAGUUCCUGAACUAAUUUUUAAUUGCCUAAUUCCUGCUUCAGAAGGGAGGGGAAUUAGUUACUGGUUUUCUGCAUGCAGCCCAAACAAUUGUUUGAUCCUUUUUCAUUAUUGCACUUGUGCAAUCAUACUAAUAAAAGAAGAAAAAAUAUUGAAUAAUUUCUUUGGCUACACAGAGUUAAUCAGUAAUGAAAGCCCUCCCCCCCAAUAUUGCAGCUAAUGAAGUGAACAGGCUAAUUAUUACUCUGAGAAGCAUCUCUAACACAGGCAAGGAGCCUAGAGAUAGUAGCCCAAAGAAUCCUCAGGAGUGUUUUGUCUUUCCGGCGCAGACAGGCCAAUGCUACAAUAGUGUUUGAUUUAUUUUUUUUUUAAUCGCAAAUCAGGUCUGGGGAAAAAAUGGGAGUUACACUCCCUUGAAAGAGACUCCUUCCAGAGAGCAUGUGGGCAGCAUGGCAUUCUCUUCAUAAGGCUGGAUCCACAAUAAAUGUUCCAUUAGGAACAUGGGAUUUUCCUGCCUCCCUCUUCCCAGUGCAGCCCACUGAUCUCCUCAAAAUGUUGGUCUUGAAGGAUAGUGAACCCUGAGGAGUGACAUGAGGGGGGGGGGUCUGUUGUGGGAAAGGAGAACUGGGAGAAAUUGUCAGUUCUGGGGUUGGAUUCCCUUCUGUGAACUUGAAUACUACAACUCUCUUCUGCUAAUUUUUCCUUCAAGUGAGAAAGACUUCCUCCAGUGGCUUCUACUGAUGGAGAAAAGUCUUUCUUUGCUGAAGGAAGCCUUUCUCUAUUGGAAAAAAAGCUGGGUGAAAGUCAUAGGAUCUAACCCUUACUCUGGAUCCAGUGCAUUGCCUGAAGUACCUGGGCUUUGGUUUAUGAAAGGUUGUUUUUUUUGUCUUUCCAGAUGUUCCAUUUAGUUCUUUGAGACAGACUCUAAUUGUUUUAACAGUUUUUUAAAAAUCAUGCAGAUAAGCCCUCAGGGAACUAAAUCCUGGCCGAUGCCUUGCCAUAGAUUUCUGAGAUGGGUGGACAGGACAUACUUCUGGCCUUUCCAAAGUACAGGAAGGGGAACAAGCAUUUCUCUGCAGUGCUGCCUGACCUGCUGCUGCUGCUGACUCUUUUCCCAUCCUUCACUCCACCACCACAGCUGGAUCUCCAAUUUCCAGCCCCCUCCCCUUUCACUGAUUGUGCUGCCACAGAAGCCAAAACCAUUAUUUGUGAUCUAUUUAUAAAAGAUUUUUAAUUGUUUAUUUCUGUGCAUAUGAGUGUCACAAAUAUAUUUGAGAGAGCAAAACCUGCUUCUUCUCUGGAUCUUGCUCUGCUCCCCCUAGAGCUUGUUGAACUGGAAGCCGGAUGGGGGGCGGGGGGAGAGAUGUGUAUGCCUGAAAGGAGCUUGAUCGCUCUGCUCCCUUCAAUGCCAAACCAGGGCUCCAGUUUGUGCUAUUCUUCAAACAGGCUUUAAUGUAGGAAUGUGUUCCUGGCACUUGUGCCUCUUGUAGCAGCCACUGUUAACUUGUCAUAGCCAAUAAAGAGAAAAGGAAAAUGUG